UCAGAUGAGCUUGCUGUGAUUUGCCAACGUGAACUCAAAUCUAAUCUAAAGAAGAAGUUUCAAUGUGUAUUUGAGGGGAUCGCUAAACAAGGAAACCCAACACUUCUCAAUAAGAUCUACACAGAGCUCUACAUCACAGAGGGUGGAACAGGAGAGGUCAAUAAUGAACAUGAGCUGAGACAGAUUGAGACAACAACCAGGAAACAAGCAAGACCAGAGACUGCAAUCAAAUGUAACGACAUCUUCAAACCCUUAACUGGACAAGACAAACUUAUCAGAACUGUGCUGACAAAGGGAGUCGCUGGCAUUGGAAAAACAGUCUCUGUGCAGAAGUUCAUUCUGGACUGGGCUGAAGGAAAAGCAAAUCAGGAUGUCCAAUUUGUAUUUUCAUUUCCUUUUCGGGAGCUGAAUUUGAUGAAAUUGGAAAACACUUUCAUUGAACUUCUCAAUCACUUCUCAAUGGAAACCAAACAAUCAGGAAUCUCCAACUACAACAAGUACAAAGUUCUGUUAAUCUUUGAUGGUCUGGAUGAGUGCCGAUUGCCUCUAGACUUCCAGAAGAACAAGAUCUGUUGGGACGUCACAGAGUCAACCUCAGUGGAUGUUCUGCUGACAAAUCUCAUAAGGGGAAAUCUGCUUCCCUCUGCUCUCCUCUGGAUAACUACCCGACCUGCAGCAGCCAAUAAGAUCCCUUCAUGGUGUGUUGACCAGGUGACAGAGGUACGAGGGUUCAAUGACCCACAGAAGGAGGAGUACUUCAGGAAGAGAUUCAGUGAUGAGGACCUGGCCAGCAGAAUCAUCUCACACAUAAAGACAUCAAGGAGCCUCCACAUCAUGUGCCACAUUCCAGUCUUCUGUUGGAUUUCUGCAACAGUCCUUGAACACAUGCUGAAACAUAAGAGAGAAGAGAUGCCCAAGACUCUGACUGAGAUGUACGCACACCUUGUGGUGUUUCAUACCAAACAGAAGAAUGACAAGUAUAUUGGGAAAGAAGAGACAGAUCCACACUGGAAUAAAGAGAGCAUUCUGUCACUGGGAAAACUGGCUUUUCAACAGCUUGUGAAGGGCAAUCUGAUUUUCUAUGAAGAAGACCUGAUAGAGGCUGGCAUUGAUGUCAAUGAAGCCUCAGUGUACUCAGGAUUGUGCACACAGCUCUUUAAAGAGGAAUGUGGGCUGUACCAGGACAAGGUGUUCUGCUUUGUUCAUCUGAGCAUUCAGGAGUUUCUGGCUGCUGUAUAUGUGUUCCUCUCAUUCAUCAACAACAAUGAGAAUCUAAUGGACAAACCGCAAACAAACGACGAGCCUGAAGUUACUUUCUAUAAGAGUGCUGUGGAUAAAGCCUUACAAAGUGAGAUGGGAAACCUGGACCUUUUCCUCCGCUUCCUUCUGGGCCUCUCACUGGAGUCCAAUCAGAAGCACUUACGAGGUUUACUGACAAAGACAAGAAGCAGCUCACAGACCCACGAAGAAACAGUCGAGUACAUCAAGGAGAAGAUCGGGGAGGAUCUCUCCCCAGAGAGGAGCAUCAAUCUGUUCCACUGUCUGAAUGAACUGAAUGACCAUUCUCUAGUGGAGGAGAUCCAAAGAUACCUGAGAUCAGGAAGUCUCUCAAAACCCAACCUGUCACCUGCACAGUGGUCAGCUCUGGUCUUUGUGUUGCUGACCUCAGAAAAGGAGCUGGAUGUGUUUGACCUGAAGAAAUACUCCAGAUCAGAGGAAGGUCUUCUGAGGCUGCUGCCAGUGGUCAAAGCCUCCAGAGUUGCUCUGCUGUCAGCCUGUGGAGUCACAGAGGAAGGCUGUGCUUCUCUGGUCUCAACUCUGAGGUCAAACCCCUCACACCUGAGAGAGCUGGAUCUGAGCUACAAUGACCUGAAGGAUUCAGGAGUGAAGCUGCUCUCUGCUGGACUGGGGAAUCCCCACUGUAAACUGGAGACUCUGAGACUCACUGGCUGUAAACUCACAGACACAUCCUGUGAAGUGUUGGCCUCAGUUCUCAGUUCAAACCCCUCACACCUGAGAGAGCUGGAUCUGAGUAACAAUGACCUGAAGGAUUCAGGAGUGAAGCUGCUCUCUGCUGGACUGGGGAAUCCCCACUGUAAACUGGAGACUCUGAGGCUGUCAGGCUGUCUAGUCACAGAGGAAGGCUGUGCUUCUCUGGUCUCAGCUCUGAGGUCAAACCCCUCACACCUGAGAGAGCUGGACCUGAGCUACAAUCACCCAGGAGACUCAGGAGUCAGACUGCUCUCUGCUGGACUGGAGGAUCCACACUGCAGACUGGAGAAACUCAAGCUGUCAGGCUGUGGAGUCACAGAGGAAGGCUGUGCUUCUCUGGUCUCAGCUCUGAGGUCAAACCCCUCACACCUGAGAGAGCUGGAUCUGAGUAACAAUGACCUGAAAGAUUCAGGAGUGAAGCUGCUCUCUGCUGGACUGGGGGAUCCCCACUGUAAACUGGAGACUCUGAGGCUGUCAGGCUGUCUGGUCACAGAGGAAGGCUGUGCUUCUCUGGUCUCAGCUCUGAGGUCAAACCCCUCACACCUGAGAGAGAUGGAUCUGAGUAACAAUGACCUGAAGGAUUCAGGAGUGAAGCUGCUCUCUGCUGGACUGGGGAAUCCCCACUGUAAACUGGAGACUCUGAGGCUGUCAGGCUGUCUAGUCACAGAGGAAGGCUGUGCUUCUCUGGUCUCAGCUCUGAGGUCAAACCCCUCACACCUGAGAGAGCUGGACCUGAGCUACAAUCACCCAGGAGACUCAGGAGUCAGACUGCUCUCUGCUGGACUGGAGGAUCCACACUGCAGACUGGAGAAACUCAAUGUGGAACAUGGUGGAGAGAACAAAAUGAAACCUGGGCUUAGAAAAUAUGUCUGUUCUCUCACACUGGACCUAAACACAGUAAACAGACUCCUCUCUCUUUCUGACGAGAACAGAAAGUUGACAUGUAGGAAGGAGAAGCAACCGUAUCCUGAUCACACAGAGAGAUUUGAGAACUGUAGACAGGUGCUGUGUAGAGAGGCUCUGACUGGGCGCUGUUACUGGGAGGUAGAGUGGAGUGGGAGAAUGGGGCUGAAAUAGGAGUGACAUAUAAAGGAAUCAGCAGGAGAGGAAGGGUUGAUGACUGUUGUCUUGGAUGUAAUGACAAGUCCUGGAGUCUGAUCUGCUCUGACAAGAGUUACAUUGCCUGUCACAAUAAUAAUGAUAAUACCACUACCAUAGACUUCCGCUCCUCCAGCUCCCACAGAGUAGGAGUGUAUCUGGACUGGUCAGCCGGCAUUCUGUCCUUCUAUAGAGCCUCCUCUGACACACUGACCCACCUGUACACAUUCACCUCCUCAUUCACUGAGCCCCUCUAUCCAGGGUUUUAUGUUCAUGAAGACUCAUCAGUGUCCCUGUAAAUAAUAACCUGACACACACACACUGACACACACACGCUGGACACACAUGCUGGACACACACACACCUACACAUACUCACUGGACACACACAUAGAACAGACACACACACAUACUGGACACAUGCACACACAGUGGACACACACACACUGGAAAACACACUGGACUGACACACACACACACACACACUGGAAACACACACUGAACAGACACACACACACACACACCCACUGGACAGACACACACACACACUGGACAGA
Oncorhynchus nerka (sockeye salmon) is the source of this 3646-nucleotide messenger RNA. RefSeq names its product NACHT, LRR and PYD domains-containing protein 12-like. Gene Ontology annotation, molecular function: protein binding. NCBI's taxonomy places the organism in Eukaryota, Metazoa, Chordata, Actinopteri, Salmoniformes, Salmonidae. Gene Ontology annotation, biological process: intracellular signal transduction. The transcript has 9 exons. The annotation marks the transcript as partial. The record is from RefSeq and is a predicted model, not a curated record.